AUGGCUCCACAGACUGGCUCCACUGAAAAGGAGACGCGACCUGUUUCAGCCUUUCUACAGCUUUUCACCUGGGAAGAGAUCAGAAUCCACAAUGGCCAUGGUCAAGGUCAGGAGCAAUGGCUGGUGAUUGACAGGAAGGUUUAUGAUGUCAGCAAGUUUUCCAAACAACACCCUGGAGGCAGCCGAGUUAUUAGCCACUAUGCUGGGCAAGAUGCUACGGAUGCCUUUGUAGCAUUUCACAAUGAUAAGUCCCUGGUGAAAAAAUACAUGAAAUCUCUGCUGAUUGGGGAGUUGGCACCAGAUCAACCCAGCUUUGAGUCUAAUAAAAAAAAAUCACUUUUAGAGGAUUUUCGUGAGCUGCGCUGCACUAUUGAGAAGAUGGGACUUCUGAGGCCAGAUUACAUCUUUUUCUUCCUGAUUUUCCUUCACCUCCUGGUACUGGAUGCUGCAUCCUGGCUGGUGGUCUGGUACUUUGGGAUAUCCUUAGUGCCUUUCCUGGUUGGCAUGGCGUUCUUCACCAUUGCUCAG
This is a messenger RNA of Fulmarus glacialis (Northern fulmar), 528 nucleotides long. Its product is annotated as fatty acid desaturase 1-like. NCBI's taxonomy places the organism in Eukaryota, Metazoa, Chordata, Aves, Procellariiformes, Procellariidae. The record is from RefSeq and is a predicted model, not a curated record. Gene Ontology annotation, cellular component: membrane. Gene Ontology annotation, biological process: lipid metabolic process. Gene Ontology annotation, molecular function: oxidoreductase activity, acting on paired donors, with oxidation of a pair of donors resulting in the reduction of molecular oxygen to two molecules of water. The annotation marks the transcript as partial. The transcript has 3 exons.